Messenger RNA from Microbotryum saponariae, 1753 nucleotides. NCBI's taxonomy places the organism in Eukaryota, Fungi, Basidiomycota, Microbotryomycetes, Microbotryales, Microbotryaceae. The record is from the annotation of a GenBank genome assembly.
AUGCAUACCCCCGUCAUCCCGAGGAUCACCACUUCUCCCGCCUCGAACAAGGACACGGAUUCAACUUCGGCGCUGUCGGAGGUUCAAUUCGGGAGUGAGGAUCCGGCGCCCAAGUUGCUCGAAGAGAAGGAAGCUCAGGAGGGGAGUAUAACGGGUACAGCGCCCUCGCACGAGGAGGAUCGAACGCCAGGGGACAAGGACACACCAGCUUCGAAUGGUGGUGACGUUCAAGCGACGGCGCGCAUGACACCUAGGACGACCAAGAGUCCCGAAGAUAGUCCGACGGAUCAACUUACGCCAACGGUGAGAAGUGCACGACCGACCGUCUCUACCACGACCCGAGUGACUACGACUCGCAUGCUGCAUCACCGAGGCUACUCGUUGGACCUCCCAAGUGGAAAUGACGCUCCGGGAGGAUCAUCAACCAUUUCUGAAGGGUUCGUCAGUCCUUCGGGCUCGAUGAGGAGUCGUAGGACCUGGGCCGCGGGGGAGACGUACGAAGCGAGGAGGUUGGAGAGGAAUUUGUCCGCGCUCAGUUUUCAGAGUGCUGCAACGUGAGUUAAAUUGGCGUCGAGAAAUCCCGGUAUUUUGGUUUCAUGGGUUGCUGAAGACGUACACGAGAUUAUUUUUUUGUUUUCCUCGCAGAGCUUCGUAAGUUGAUCCGGCUGAACUCGCUUCGCUCGCGAUCAAGGAGGACUGAUGUGCUGCCAAAAAUUUUGGGGUGUAGACCUCUCGAUUUCCACGACCUCGUCCAAAGUAAGCAUCACCACGGUGUCGAAGGGUGAAGAGUCCCUCUCCGAAACUGAUUCAUGGUCCACUGCGAUAGUCUACGAAAUUGUCGCUUCCCGACGGGCCGCGUUCGACAAUCUACUCUGGAGCGUGCCGUCAACUUCGUUCGCAGGCAAGUCGGUUGAGCAACAGGCUGUUGACCAGACAGAAAGUACCCGAGGCUGAAUACACCAUCGUGCUCUAUGGUUCAACCAGCGCAAGCGUGAGUUCUCAAUCCAACUUCUCAAGCCCCUGUAACGAGCUCAACUCUUCGGAUCUCGAGAGCAGUUUCUUGUUCCAGAUCGCGCUCGGAGGCGACUCUUCAAGAUCGGCGCGCAUCAUCUCGAUGUGUCUCUCCAUCCUCAUUUCCUUUCUAACUCUGCAGGUGAGCAGAGCACAUACACUCAGAUAUUGAGUGAUAUGAUCGACCUACUGACGUGGUCCAUUGGGACUUUAGCUCUUCACGAGACAAUUACAGGCCGAGGUAAGGACAGUUUCGAUUGCCUCGCACCACCUGAUCUCUUGUGCUGACUCGGAUCUAGCUGAUGUUCAGGCAGCCGAUCAUGCGUGGCUCGAGGGUAAGAGAGCUUCUAGUGCGUUGAACACACCGAAUUGAACGGUUGGCCUCACCUCUUGCUCGGUUCCCCGUUCUUGUCCUCAGAUUGGGAAAUGGUGCGUUGCGGGGUGGUAUCAUUCAGCCGACCUUCUCAGCCUACAUUCAUUCAAAGGCAUCCACCCAUUCCCUCCACAGAGGCACAACGUGACACCGAGCGAUCGAGCACAUGGAGAAACGUGGCGCGGAUACCGAGAGAUCCUCCCCGUUCGAGCCGGGAUCUACGCUCCGCUCGCCAAGUUUCGUGGGUUCUCGUUAUGGAGUCAUGGUAUGGUCGUGAUUGGGAUGGUGGCCGUUGGUGGUAAGUUUAUAAAGGGUUUGGAUUGGGUUCAGUUCGCUGGGGGAAAGGAACACGGUCUUGAACGUUUCUGA